Messenger RNA from Chironomus riparius, 1435 nucleotides. NCBI's taxonomy places the organism in Eukaryota, Metazoa, Arthropoda, Insecta, Diptera, Chironomidae. The record is from the annotation of a GenBank genome assembly.
GACUUACUCUCAGUUCAUAAUGAAAUUUCUUUAAUCUUUAAAAUUAAAAAAAGGUGAAUUAAAGCAUAAAUGGACCAAGAUGAUUAUUGGAAUGUGUCACACUCGAAGUCUUUUUGUUUCGAUGAUUUGGAUGAAAUUGAGGAACAGACAGAUGAUAAUAUAUCGGAAAUAUCAACACAAUCAUCAAUUUCAUUAGGAGCUAUAAUUAAUGAAAAUGACUUACAAGUGAUAUUGGAUGAGGAGAUUCAUAAUUCAGAUUCUGUGAUCCCAAAAGGCUUAACACUUGAGGAAGAAGUCAAGUUUCUUAGAAGAAAAAUUAAUGAAUUUUACUUAACUAAUCAUCCAGAAGCUACAAUUAAUAAAAUAUUACUUAACAAUGCCUGCUCACUCGAAUGUUAUAAAAGUCUAAUAGAGAAGGAGGAGCUUUUAGAUGCAGCCAUAAGAUCAGGCAAUGGAGAUGCAAUUUUAAAAGUAAUAUUUCACCUUAAAAAUACUCUAAAACCAGCAAUAUUCUUAAAGAUUAUAGCAUCAAGAUUAGAAGCCGUUGAACAUUAUAUUAAUUAUCUUAAGACUACCAUGAAAAUAGGAGAAGCAACAGACAUUCUUACAAUGCUUGAUAGACGAGAAGAAGCUGCAUUACUUCAAUUUAGUGCUAUUGUACAGUCAAAGAAUGCAAUCCAGAAAUUAGAAAACCUUAAAAAGACACAAGAGCUUUUCACGAAUCCAUUUCUCAUUAAUCAAGUGCAAUCAUAUAUUAAUCUAUUAGAAUUACAAAUCAAUGAACGGAUGCAUUUUCAACCAUCUGAUGUGAUUGAUACAAGUGUACUUGAAACUUUAUAUGUAGCAUGUACAAAGUUCCAAAAGUUCUCAGAGCCAACUCAAUCAACGUCCAUAACAAAUCCCUUUAAGAUUGUCGAAAAAUUUAAUGUAGCACCAGCUCAAUUCGAAUGGAUAGCAUUAAAUGAACGAGCAAAGUCGCAAGCAUGGCGAGAUAUUGAGUCGUUAUUUGAGAAGAAAUCAAGCAUGUUAAAGAAAAAGACUUUUACCAUCCACAUUCCAUUAGAAAUUGUGAUACUAAAAUUACAUCAAUUAAGAGCACCACAAGCCGUACUUAAUUCAUUUUUACAUCAUGUUGAAGAUCCCGACAGACGAUUAACAUUGGCUAAGAAAGUUGGUGCUAUUCACAGCAUUGUCGAUGCACUGACAAUCUUAAAAGAUAAAAGAUCACUAGAAGAAUUUAAGGAAUCACUUCCGAGUAUGACGGCUGAAUAUUUUUACACAGAAAAAGCCAUAACAUCAAUAACUAGCGCAAAGUCACUCCUGAACCUCGGAAAAAAUUCUAGCUUCACGAACUGAUGGACCUUUGAAUAAUUUAGGGAUAUAUCAAAAGUUAAUUUUAUUUUGUCAAAUUUUAUUGGUGACUGUUGAAUCUCUU